AUGUCAGGCCAAAUUAUCAUCCAUGCUGUCAGACACGCCCAGGGCUACCACAACCUGGGCGAAGAAUUCUUCGGUCUAAAAGACCCCGCGCUAACACCUCGCGGGGAGCAACAGUGUGCUGAGCGUCGGGAAGCCUCGUUUCAGGACCAAUCGAAAUUCGACCUCAUUGCUUCUUCGCCCAUGACGCGGACUCUACACACGGCAUAUCUCAUCUUCAACUCGGCACUUGAAACGCAAAACAUCUUUGCUAUUCCGGAAGCUCAAGAGAUCUCUGAUCAUGGCUGUGAUAUCGGAAGCAACCCCGAUGUACUCAGGCAAAAGACUCUGCAGAAUGGAUGGCCUGUUGACCUGAGUCUCGUAUCAAAUGGCUGGAACGACAAGAAUCUCUAUGGACCCAACAGCCCCGUCACAGGUGCGUGUGCAGCUCGCGCUCGUACGGUCCGAAGGAUACUCAGAGAAAAGGGCAUCGCAUUAAGCCAAGACACCAACGAGGAUAUUCAUAUUGCUUUGGUCGCUCACGGGAGUUUCAUGCACUACUUCAGCAACGACUGGGAGGACAGCUGCGCAGGAUGCGGUACAGGGUGGAAGAACUGCGAGACAAGAAGAUACGUGUUCCAAAAUGACGACAGCGACGAGGAUGCUUGGCUGGUAGAGACCGAGGAAAGCAGACAGGCCAGGGGUCUCGACGGGCUUGCCCCCUCGGUAGAAGAACAGCGGGAGCUGUACGAAAAGACUAUGGUUGGUUGGGUCGAGCAGGGACUGCCCGACAUCAGAUAUCUUGCCACAGCGUCUAUUCACCCGAUGCAGGAAGACCAUGCCAAGUUGUAG
Messenger RNA from Fusarium sp. VM40, 828 nucleotides. The record is from the annotation of a GenBank genome assembly. NCBI's taxonomy places the organism in Eukaryota, Fungi, Ascomycota, Sordariomycetes, Hypocreales, Nectriaceae.